CCACAAUCUUUUCAUUUUCAAUUGAGCAGGUAUUCCCAUCUCUCUCUCCAAUUCUUGAAUUCUAGUUCAUUUUCCUUUCUAUUAUAUGGGUUUGGUGUAGAUGGAUAAGUCAACAUAUGUUCUCAGAUUCCCACCAAAACUAGCUUUCAAUUGAAUUCCCACUUUUAGAAUAAGGUUCUAAUGCAAUAUGUUCUGAGUUGAAAACUCAACUCCUUGCAAGUUUCUGCAAUUGGGAAUGCCAAAAUUAGGGUUUGUGAUUGUGUUAGUCUUCUUCUUGUUACUGGCAUUGCUUACUGUGAUGUCCAAUUUCAAGAUUUAUAAACCUCUUGGUGUAUGUAGAAACACUUGUAGCCUUGCCCAUGAAUUGGUGAAGUCUGAUAUGAUCAUACUGCAUUCUCAAAUAUGGUUUCGUCGAUUUCGUGUGCUUUCUGGAAGAAAUUUGACUCGAAUGGAAGAGGAUUUGGAUACAAAAACGGACCAAUCUCCAUGGGAGCCGUUGCUAGAAGAGUUCACAUUUGCGAAAAAUUCUGCUCCUUUUAAUAGCUGCCAUGCUUCUACAAUAGUUGAGGUUGAUAAAGACCACUUUUUGGUAGCAUACUUUGGCGGUUCAUACGAGGGUGCCCCUGAUGUCAAAAUUUGGUUACAGAUGCACAAGGAUGGUUAUUGGCACCCCCCUGUUAUUGCGGAUGAGCAAGACGAGGUACCAAUGUGGAAUCCUGUACUAUUUAAGCUUCCUUCCAAUGAGUUGCUUCUCUUCUAUAAGAUCGGGCAGGAGGUUCAAAAGUGGAGCGGUUGCAUGAAGAGGUCAUACGAUGGUGGUAUAACUUGGAGUGAGAGAGAACAACUUCCUUCUGGCAUCCUAGGACCAAUAAAGAAUAAGCCCCUGUUACUUGGAAACGGGAAAUUACUAUGUGGUUCGUCUGUUGAGAGUUGGAACUCGUGGGGCUCGUGGGUGGAGAUGACUGGAGAUUCGGGCAGGUCGUGGAAAAAAUAUGGGCCGAUUUAUAUUCAAAACGAGUCUCUCAGUGUGAUCCAACCGGUUCCUUACCAGACUGCAAAAGGAAAUCUACGAGUUCUAUUGAGAUCGUUUGAUGGCAUUGGUCGAGUUUGUAUGUCAGAAUCCCUUGAUGGUGGCGAAAACUGGAGUUUUGUUGUGCCAACUGAUUUACCCAACCCAAAUUCAGGCAUUGAUGGCGUAAAGCUAAGUGAUGGUCGGGUGAUGCUUGCUUAUAACACGGUCUCCAGGGCCGUGCUAAAAGUUGCGAUCUCAGCAGAUGAUGGAGAUUCAUGGAAAGAUGUCGUAACAUUGGAGGAGACUGAAGGAAUGGAAUUCUCGUAUCCAGCAGUUAUCGAAGCAAGCGAUGGACGUGUGCAUAUAACAUAUACGUAUAACCGGACACAAAUUAAGCAUGUUGUUCUUCAACCCAAAAUGGUGCAGUGAUGUUCUAGCGUACAGAUCUUACAAGGGAUCUUAUGGUAUUUUUCCAUGGAACAGAUUCGUUACAAAACGCUAGAAAAAAAAACUAAUAAAUCUUGAUGCACGAGAGUCGGCCAUUUGCUAAUAAUACAUCUCAUCCUUUACAGACGCUACUGUUUAGUGGAAUAUAUUAUGUUCAUUUGGUUUGGCAUUUUGUAUAUUUAUACAUCAAUUUUAAUGUUGAUAACUUUGAUGU
Molecule: messenger RNA, 1673 nt
Organism: Cynara cardunculus var. scolymus (artichoke)
Lineage: Eukaryota; Viridiplantae; Streptophyta; Magnoliopsida; Asterales; Asteraceae
Exons: 9
Coding region: 236-1441 (401 amino acids)
Source: RefSeq, a predicted model, not a curated record